This is a messenger RNA of Penicillium angulare, 327 nucleotides long. Its product is annotated as putative copper resistance protein Crd2. The transcript has 3 exons. The record is from RefSeq and is a predicted model, not a curated record. Bases 1 to 327 code for a protein of 108 amino acids. NCBI's taxonomy places the organism in Eukaryota, Fungi, Ascomycota, Eurotiomycetes, Eurotiales, Aspergillaceae.
AUGGUCCACCCCGCCACCACCUGCUGCAAGACCUCCGGCGCCGGAGAGUGCGUCUGUGCUUCCCAAGCCAAGUGCUCCUGCGGUAAGGAGAGUGCCCUCCACUGCUCCUGUGGCCAGGCCUCAUCUGAGAAUGCCAUCUCCGGACCCCGCUGCUCAUGCCGCGCCCGUCCUGUUGGUCAAUGCACCUGCGAGCGCUCUGUGAGCGAGAACAAGCCUGUUGCUGGUGAUGCCUGCGCCUGCGGCAGCCGCCCCUCUUCAUCUUGCACAUGUGAGAAAUCUGAGGGUAUCGAGUCCGCGCUCGAGGUGGACUUCACCACCCGCGUCUAA